AUGUCUUCAAAUGCGUUGAAGUCAGCCUCGCGUUGCCUCCUCACCGGCACAGGACGACAUGUCGUUUGUGAAGCCUCUUCGUCGCGGACAACGGUACAGCGCCGACAUUAUGCGUCGAACCACUCAAAGCUGUCCAAAAAGGUGGAAGAUUCAGAUGCUGAGCUAGUUUCUCUGGCCGAGAAACUUCUGAAAACGAUGCCACCUACGAAGAAGGGACCACCAUCUUCAAAAACAGGUCGCUUGUCGUACAGGUCGUCAGGUCUGUCACUGAAGAGGCCGAAGGAUCCGUUACUUGGAAUCCGUUCUCCCAUCAGACAGGCCGGUUUGGGUCCCAUAGAAAGCAUAGAUCCUCCCUCACGUUUUAACACGAACAAGAGGCACCGAAGAAGAGACGACGAUAAACGAACAAACCCAGACAUGCGUACCCUGCUUGCCUUACAACAAAUGGCUGAAGGGACGAAUGAUCUCGCUUUUGAGAGACAACUGAAUUCACGGUAUCAAGGCGACUUCUCGACACCCCUCGUCGACGAGAAGAACGCAAAGUCGGCGGAGCUGAAGGAGGACUCCUCAAGUGAUUCUCCUUUUGCUCUGGAAAGUGAACUCUUUCCUGCCGACUCGAAGCUUGUGCCGGAGCGGUGGAAGGGUGACGAAUGGACCACUGAGGAUGUUGAGCGGAUCAAUUCCUUCCUUGACCCCUCAUUAGAUGACCGACCCAUUGCACCGCAUAUUCUGAAGGGAGAUACCUUACAGACUGGUGUUCUGGAGUCAAACUCGCUUGCUCUAACUGAUGUCCCUCCACGGAACAAGCACCUGCCAAUAUCCACUUUGAAGCACAAUUUAGAUCGUGUCUUAUUCAGUCCUGGUGUUCAUUGGCUGCAAGAUCCCCGAUCGCGAGUCUACAAUUUCUCGCCAUGGUUGGAAAAAAUCCCCAAGGUUAACGACUUUGCCUUUGAGCGUUUAGCAGGCUUCAUCAAAAGUUCUCGAGAUGAGGACCUACGGACACUUGCAAAACAGGAAAGGAGGAAGUUUGCAGGCUCGACCUCCUCCUUGUCGGGCAUGUUGAGCCAUAUAUAUUUCCUGCUAUCUGAGUUCAAGGACCCAGACUUCUCAAUGAUGAGCCAGCACUUCAAGAGUCAACCUUCUGGCUUCACCUCAGGGCAACGAAUGCCUGUCACUGCAGCCUUGGUUUAUAAAGAUGGUGUUUAUGCUGUGGACUCACAUACCGCUGAAUUCGAUGAUCCAGAUAAGAAUGUCUUGACGUGGAUGGGCACUCUGCUGGAACAUUUCCUUACCAAAACCCCUGAAAAGUUCAAGAAAUUUUUGAGGCGAGAAUCGGAGCCCAUUCAGAAAAAUGAAACUCCCAUAAUGAGGGAAGCGUUCCGCUUUUCGAAGUCUAAAGAGUUCGUGAUGCGCUCCCAACUUGACUGUCAAGAUCAUAGGCUGCCAGGCACUGGUGUUUUCGAUCUCAAAACUCGGGCAUGCGUUACAAUCCGAAUGGAUAUUCUCAACUACGAGGAAAACUCGGGAUAUUUGAUUAGAAAUCAACACGGCCUUAUGGAAAGUUUCGAGAAGGAGUACUACGAUCUCAUCCGGUCGGCGUUCUUGAAAUAUGGUUUCCAAGCCCGUAUAGGGAACAUGGACGGUGUCAUGGUCACGUAUCAUAAUACUGAACGAAUCUUCGGUUUCCAAUACAUUCCCCUGGAUGAGAUGGAUGAACGUCUCUUUGGGCCAACCCCUGGCAUUGGCGACAAGGUAUUUGCUAAAUGUGUCGAAUUGUUGGAGGCGAUUGUUGGAGAAGCUACCAAAUGUUACCCCGAGCAAUCCGUCCUCUGCUCGUUCGAAACGAAACUCCCAGGAAAGGUUCUUGACGUAUUCGUGCAACCCAUGGAAUGGGGUGGCCCUGAAGAGACAAGACCCGUCUCGAAACUAUGUGCCAAGCUGGACCACCGUCUUGACAACGAACUCGUGAAGGCAAGCGUGGCGAUGAGAGCAGUCACCGAAGCCUGGACUGUCGACUACGAGAUUAUGCGUCCUCAUCUUUCAGAAGAAGAGGUCAGGAUGGAUCUGAGUGGACUUAAUCAGCGCAAGAUGCGAUCCCUGGUUCUACCCUCUUCCGUCCCAUUGGAAGAUGCGGAGCAAUACUGGACCAAUCUGAGUUUCAACAAGGUCAUGUCGAAGGAAGACGCGAGGAUUUUUCGCCCAGAGUCUUUCAGCCUUGCCACUGCAGCUAUCGAGCGAUACCGCGAGUUGGCCCGCGAAGGCCGCCUCAUUUCGCAGAGGCUGGAGAGUGAACUCGCCGGCCGACCCAAGAUCGUUCUGGGUGAAGGGAUUUACGAGGAGGAAGAGAGUCUAUUCCUCAAAGAGCCAACCCACUCGGUGGGGCUGGAGUCAUCGCCUUCAGAAUCGCCGUCGAGCCUUGCGAAAGCCGAUGACAACGCAGAGACUAGCCCGUCGUCCACAUAA
Cyclocybe aegerita is the source of this 2463-nucleotide messenger RNA. NCBI's taxonomy places the organism in Eukaryota, Fungi, Basidiomycota, Agaricomycetes, Agaricales, Hemipholiotaceae. The record is from the annotation of a GenBank genome assembly.